This is a messenger RNA of Acanthoscelides obtectus, 1619 nucleotides long. The record is from the annotation of a GenBank genome assembly. Lineage: Eukaryota; Metazoa; Arthropoda; Insecta; Coleoptera; Chrysomelidae.
CUAAAAUGUCAAAAAUUAUCCCGUAAGUUAUAAUUUCCAUCAACUAUAAAUAAAAAAGGUUUAGGAAAUUUUCAAGAAACUAAUAAAAACAUAUGUACUACCUAUAAAAAAAUAUGUUGGAAUUAUAAAAAUUAUCAAAAAAUGUGAAAUCGUCAAUGGAACAAGUAAAGCACGCGACAUGCAAAACGUGGUCAGAUGGCAAACAUAUCUUGGUCAUAUUAAGAAUAUAAUUUACCUUUAACAUUUUCAACACUGAUUUCAAAAACCGAUUAUAAUUCCUGCAAAGUAGCAGCAAUCACCUAAGGCCUGGACUCUAUUAAUUUUUUAUCUACCGUACGACCUGUGAUGGGACCAACUAGUGAAUUUCGUAUUUUGUUGAAAUCGAGGGUCAGCCUGGGUCAAAUCCAUGCAUGAUAAGAAGGUUAUGUUACGUAGUUGUCUUGGACUUGGAUAAUGAAAAAAAAAUGGCCCUUGUAGCUUACGAUUAUAGCGACAAUGAGAAUGAGGAGGAAGCUGAUGAAGAAACUGGCGCUUCUUGUGUUGAAAUCAACAAAAAUCCUCAAGUUUCAGCAUUAAAACACAACCAAACAAACAAAGAAAAUCACGGUGAAGUCAGUAACAACGUAGUUGAAAUUACAACAAAUAAGGACUCUGCGCCAACUACAAUUUCCAUCAGUGAAAACAGUACAACAGAACCCGUAGUGGAAAGUAGUUUAUUUGUCAAAUUACCAGAAACUAAGCGGUCUAUAGGUGUCAUUGAAGAAGACCAAAUUGAGGACUUCAUACCCAGACCAAAGCCUCCAAAGGUAAAAGAGAAAGUGAAAAUAUUAAUACCAUCUUUAUCUGAAUUGGCAGAUAUUGAGGAUGAUGAACCAGUUGCUAAAAAAGCAAAGCCUUCAUCCAAAGGAAGUGGUCUUAUGUCUCUCCUGCCCCCAGUUAAAAGUUCAGUUUUAUCAACAAAGAGCUUUGUUCCAAAUGUUGUUGCUAAUAAAACAAAACAAACAAGAGCAAAUGAUAAAUCAUCUACAUCGAGCUCCACCAUGAUACCUCAUGUAAUUCGAACGCAUGCUGAAGUUAAAAAAACACAACUCAUGCAUAAGCUGCAAGGCAAAUCACUGCCUGGUAGUCAAGAAAGUGAUGAUGAUGAUGAAGAUGAUGUAGAGAUACCAGAAACAUUUGAUGAUGAAAUGUGGCAAAAAGUAUGUGGACGUUCAAAGCCAACAUCUGCCAUUAUAGAACAUAAUGGGCCAGAACAACCAAUGUUUGUUGAACCUGUAAAUAUCGCUCCUGAACCUGAAAAGCCUUAUGAUGGAUUGGACAACAAGGCCUUUAAGGAACUCGUGGGCAGGACUAAACGACCAAUUGGCAAUAUAAAACUGAUUGACAUCAAUGAAGAGGAUGUACUUCCUGAAAGGGAACUAUGGAUGACUAAAGCAUUAACAGAUCCAGAAAUGGAGCCUAAAAAAGAAGCUGAGAAUCCUGUGGAUCCCACAAGAAGAAGGAAACACCACAUUACAUAUCUUGCACAACAAGCAAAAGCUAACGAGCAGGAGUUACAGAAUAGUUGGGCUUCUAGCAAGAAUAACAGAAUGAUGUCAAGAGCUAAAUAUGGUUUCUAG